ACUUGUGUCAAAUUAUUACGUGCCUGUCAAAAAAGUGUAAAAAAAAUAUGGACGAAUCGCGGAAGAAAACUUUUUUGGGAUUCGAUUUUAGUACGCAAAGGCUAAAAGCAAUUGUAAUCGGCGAAGAAUAUGAAAUACUUCACGAAGCAGCAGUUGAAUUUGAUGUUGAUCUUCCAGAGUUCAGAACGGCCGGUGGGGUGCUCAAAGGAGAGCGCGGUGAGGUGACAGCCCCCCCUCUGCUAUGGGUCAAAGCCCUGGACAUGGUGAUGGACCGCCUGGUAGUGGCUGGCGUUGACUUCUCCUUGAUCGAUGCCUUGUCGGGAGCAGCCCAGCAACACGGCUCAGUCUGGUGGGCCAAGGACGCGGAGUCCCGUCUGGCGACACUUGCCCCGGAUCAGUUCAUCCACACGCAGCUGGCUACUUCCUUCGUGACCAACUCGCCCGUGUGGAUGGAUUCCAGCACCUCUGCCGACUGCAGGGCGCUGGAGGAGGCUGUUGGAGGACCAGAGGAGCUGGCCAAAUUAACGGGGUCUCGCGCAUACGAGCGGUUCACUGGCGCUCAGAUCCGCAAGAUGUUCCGCACUCGCCCGCGAGCGUAUCAAGCCGCGACGCGGAUCUCGCUGGUGUCUUCCUUCGCCUGCUCCCUGUUCCUGGGGCGUAUCGCUCCCAUCGACUUGUCGGACGGCUCCGGGAUGAAUCUGCUCGAUAUACACUCUUUGAAGUGGGACGAGAAGGCUUUGAAGGCAUGCGGAGACGAGACCCUGGCCCAGAAGCUAGGCGAGCCGAUAGCGACUGCUAGCGACCUGGGCGUCAUCUCGCCAUACUUCGUGGCGCGCUACGGCUUCCGCGCCGACUGCAGAGUGGUCGCCUUUACUGGAGACAACUGCUCUGCGUUAGCAGGUCUUCGCCUCCGCAUCGGCUGGGUGGGUCUCAGCCUGGGCACCAGCGACACGCUGCUGCUCGGGCUCCCCGCGCCCGCCGCGCCCCCCGCGGGACACGUGCUCGUGGGGCCCACGCACGAUGCCCCCUACAUGGCCCUACUGUGCUUCGCUAACGGCUCGCUGACGAGGCAGAACCACCGCGAUCGCUUGGCUGGACCCAGCUGGGAUGCGUUCAAUGAUUUGUUAAGAGCGACUGUUAGAGGCAACAUGGGAUAUAUGGGCGUGUACUUUGACACCGCGGAAAUAGUCCCACGGGCGGCGCCGGGCCGCUGGCUUCGGGACGCGAACGGGCGCGCUAUUGACCGCUUAGCGCCGCAGUUUGAAGCGCGCGCGCUACUAGAGGGACAGGCUUUAGCGCGCCGCGCGCACGCUGAAGAUAUGGGAUUCACGCUGGGUGAGUGAGAAAUAACAAGCAUGAUAUCCACCAAAACGGAGAGGAGAGGAAACGAAAGGAGACGUUUUGAAUAACCAAUCGGAUUUCAGCGGGUACCUCUACCCUUUUGGCA
Molecule: messenger RNA, 1447 nt
Organism: Ostrinia furnacalis (Asian corn borer)
Lineage: Eukaryota; Metazoa; Arthropoda; Insecta; Lepidoptera; Crambidae
Product: xylulose kinase-like
Exons: 8
Coding region: 48-1343 (431 amino acids)
Biological process (GO): xylulose metabolic process; phosphorylation
Cellular component (GO): cytosol
Molecular function (GO): D-xylulokinase activity
Source: RefSeq, a predicted model, not a curated record